GAUUCGAUAACUGUGACUGAAGCUGACUCAAUUUGUGAAGAUGUGGAGGCUGGUGUGUUUUGCUCAUCAAUUUCCAUUUCUGUACUGUUAUUAGGUGUUACAAGUGCGAGGUGGCUGGUUUGGUUAGAUUUGUGCGUGGUGCUUGACCCUGCAUGA
This is a messenger RNA of Acaulospora colombiana, 156 nucleotides long. NCBI's taxonomy places the organism in Eukaryota, Fungi, Glomeromycota, Glomeromycetes, Diversisporales, Acaulosporaceae. The record is from the annotation of a GenBank genome assembly.